AAACCACGACCCUGACCCAACAACCCAUAAUAUCACUCUCAACUUUGUUCUCUCCAGAAAUCUCCUCAUCACCCUCUCUCUCUCUCUCACCGACCUUGCCAGAAGAAAUCUCUCUUCUCUAGAUUCCGUCCAAAAUUUCCCAGACUCCCAUCUGCAGGAUCAGCUCGAAGAAAUAUGGCUGUUUUUGUGCUCUUUUCAGUGCUUUUCUUGGCUUUGGUUGGCCUUUCAAGAGGGGCAUCCUGUGUGUGCAAAGCUGGGGUGGGUGAUGCUCAGCUUCAGAAGAGCAUAGAUUAUGCUUGUGGGAAUGGAGCUGACUGCUCUGCUAUAGCGCAAGGUGGGGCCUGCUAUCAACCAAACACCCUCUUAGAUCACUGCAGCUAUGCUGUCAACAGCUAUUAUCAGAAGAAAUCUGCAACUGGAGCUACCUGUGAUUUUUCUGGAACUGCCACUAUUGCUACUUCAUCAACCCAAAGCAAUGGAAUUUGCAGCGCUGGCACGGCUAGUGGAGGCACAUCUACCUCAACCCCGACAAAUACCUCCCCAACUUCUGGUGGGAGCACCGGAACCGGGAUUGGGACUGUACCCGGGACAGGAGCAGGGACAGGCACCGGGAGUACAGGAACAGGAACAGGCACCGGGAUAGGAACAGGCACCGGGACAGGAACAGGAACAAGCACCGGGACAGGAAUAAAUGGUAAUGUAAAUCCAACGUUUGGUGGCGGUGUUGGUGCGGGACUUGCACCAACAGGAGGGAUUACCACAACCACAGACGGCAGUUCAGCGGCCGAAUCUCACCCUAAAAGCACCGGCUUCUUGAUCGCUCUAUCACUAGUGGCAUUGAGCUUUUUUGCCUUUGCUCCUCCUCUAAUGGCUUCUUUUUGAAAGAAGGAAGAACACUGGGGUGUUUUUUGAUUCCUUCACAGGACCAUAGACUUUGAUUCCCUCUUUCCACAUAUGAUCUCUUUCUCUCCAUUUCCACCUUUACGGUGGAAAAGAUGGAAUUUGAUUCCCCGUAUGGUGGAACUGUUCUGGGAGGGUAGUACUAGUAGAUGCAUUAUUAAUAUUUAGUAUAAUAUUAUUUAGUACGGACCACUUAUCAAGACAUAUCUUCUCAUUCCUUCUUUUUGAAAUAUUCCACUACUACUGUGUUGUAUAUUAUCUAUGGUGACAAUAGAGAGGCAGGCUGUAUUUUUAUAUUAUUCUCCCAUGGGAAACAAAUUUGACCACUAGCUAGUAGCUACUAUAAUGAGAGACUCACUAUCCCUUUUCAUUGUGUUCUUUCAUUUCUCUCACUCCCUAAAUGAGUAAUAAUACUAUGUAGUACUGC
Cuscuta epithymum is the source of this 1327-nucleotide messenger RNA. The record is from the annotation of a GenBank genome assembly. NCBI's taxonomy places the organism in Eukaryota, Viridiplantae, Streptophyta, Magnoliopsida, Solanales, Convolvulaceae.